AUGUUUGUUUUCUUUGUUUUAAUCACUUUGAUAACUUGUCUUCAAGCACCUCUUAAUCCAGCAAUUGACAACUUCUAUAACCCACCGAAACAUCUCGAAAGAAACAAAUUGGGUGAUAUUUUAAAAUGGAGGAAAGUACCAUUUCCGGUAACCAGUAUGUUUGUUAAUCUUCCCAUUUCCAAUGCUUGGCAAGUCUCAAUUAGGUCUCAAGAUACAUUAAACAAUCCUAUUGCCAUUGUUGCAACAAUUUUAGAACCUCCUAAUGGCAAUAAGAACAAAUUGAUAUCUCAUCAAGCUUUUGAAAACUCUCCAUUAUUGCUGUGUUCACCAUCGUAUUCCAUGCAAGUUCCAUCAUUUGAAACAUUUCAGAUCCAAGCAGAUUUGAUUUUUAUUUCAGGGUUAUUAGACCAAGGCUGGUAUGUGGUGGUACCAGAUUAUGAAGGACCCAAUUCAGUAUUUCCUGUAGGACGACAAUCAGCUUAUUCUGUAUUAGAUAGCAUCAGAGGAGCAAUUAAGUUUCUCAAUCCAACCGGACACCUGACGACAAAAACUGCAUUAUUGGGGUAUUCUUAUGGUGCAGUGGCUUCUCUUUGGGCAUCAGUUUUGCAACCUAAUUAUGCUCCAGAACUUGAAUUAGUAGGAGCAGCUGUUGGGUGCACCAUACCUAAUAUCACUGCAUUUAUUGAAAGGGUUGAUGAAGGGCCAUAUUCAGGUCUAAUAGUUAACAUAUUCAAUGGAUUAGCAAAUGAGUAUAGCCAUUUCAGGGACAGAAUAAUACAUUAUGGUGCAUUACAGCCCCUUGCGUGUUUAUUCCCCAUUUGCAAAAAAUUCUUCUUUCAAAAAAUGAUUGGCGGAGUCUAUGAUGCCCAAGUGUUAAAUGAUAAAAUCAUAAAGGAAACCAUUGAAAUAAAUAACCUUCUUGAAACUCAAACCAUACCACGAAUUCCAAUAUUUUUGUUCCAUUCAAGAUUCAACGAGAUGUCGCCAUUUUCUGAGAUUUUAAAAUUAAAAGAUCUCUGGUGCUCAAACCCAGAAGUUGAUCUAGAAAUAGCAGAAGAUAUGAGUUAUAAUCAUAUGGUUGAAGCGUUUUCGGGUAUGCCUGCAGCAAUCACCUGGAUUGACAGGAGAUGGAAAAAUAAUUCGAACUCACAAGGGUGUAAACACAUAUAUCGCUUAUCAAAUUUCGAAUAUCCUGGAAUUGCACCAUUUGUCAGUCAAUACUUUCGUUCAUCUUUAAAAAUGAUCCUAAAUAAUCGUUAUUUCAACAAUACACUAGGAUAG
Molecule: messenger RNA, 1281 nt
Organism: Candida dubliniensis CD36
Lineage: Eukaryota; Fungi; Ascomycota; Pichiomycetes; Serinales; Debaryomycetaceae
Gene: LIP7
Product: Lip7p
Exons: 1
Coding region: 1-1281 (426 amino acids)
Biological process (GO): lipid catabolic process
Molecular function (GO): triacylglycerol lipase activity
Source: RefSeq, a predicted model, not a curated record